This is a messenger RNA of Schistosoma rodhaini, 4448 nucleotides long. NCBI's taxonomy places the organism in Eukaryota, Metazoa, Platyhelminthes, Trematoda, Strigeidida, Schistosomatidae. The record is from the annotation of a GenBank genome assembly.
UGUAAAGUGUGAUCGAUAAGUAAACACACCAAUGAUAGGUGAAACGCUCACCACCGCACUAAAUUCUUUGACCUUGUAUGACUGUCUUUGUUUUAUCCACCAAUCACAAUUUUACGUUCAUUCUGAAACAAUAUUCCCCCUUUUUGACUUACUUUUCCUAUUCUCCAGUUACUGCUCGGUAUGUCAUUUGUAUUUCUCCCUUUCACUAUGUAAUAGACUGUUUAUUCGCAUACUAAUGUUGUUAAUUUACGUUUUAGAAACAGAUAAAGUUUAUUAAGCCAAAUAGCUUACUUGUUUUGACUUUGGCGAAACCAAGACUCUGUAUUCGACAGUUUAGAGAAUAGCUUAAAGUUACACCUGUAGGAAAUUGCUUCCUACAAAGUUUCGAGCAGUAAACUUCGAUAUACUUACUGAAAUGGCUUCUAAUAAAUACUACGAUCCCGAUGAUAUUCCAGAGUUAUCACCCCAUCGUCUGGGAGUUUAUGAUGAGGACCAACUUGAAAAGGACAAACCCGAAACUAAUAGCAUGAUAGAAUUAGAGUUAGCUAGACUACGUAUAACUCAGUUAGAAAAGUUACGUCGCCAGGGAAGUGAGGGUUUCGGUCGAUCAAUAAACAACAGCGAGGAUGUAAUAUUAAAAAAUCUGUAUUUACCAAAAAGGGAAAUCUUAAGAUUCGAUGGUACACCAAUAAAUUACUGGAAUUUUAUUAGAAAUUUCGAGGAAUGCAUCGGAUGCGGGAAUAUUGGAUUUAGAGCUAAACUAAAUUACUUGAUUCAAUAUUGUGACGGCGAAGCGAAAGCCGCCAUUCUUCAUUGUGCUAUACUAGAACCAGAAAUAGGCUAUCAUCAAGCCUUAAAGCUUUUAGAAGAAACCUUUGGUCAAAAGCACAUAAUAGCACGCACGUUCAUCGACAACUUGCUAAAUUUUCCCAAUAUAAAAAGGAACCAACCAGUUGGUUUAAGAAAAUUGUCCCGGGAAAUGCAAGCAUGCUGUUUGACUCUCGAACAAAUGAAUUACGUUUCUGACCUGAACUCUACCAGAACUAUUGAAGCUAUGGUUCUGAAAUUACCGACGCAUGUUCAACAAAAGUGGUUAAAGACAGCUUAUAAGAUUAUCAGAGGAGGUCGUGAGCCUCUGUUCGCCGACCUUACUGCCUUUGUAAAGGAACAAGCCGAUAUGGCUAAUACUCGAUAUGGAUUACUCGUCAAUCGCGGUAGUAAUAGUGACAAUAGGGAUGUUGGGGUUUUAAAGGGUAGAAUUAGUUCAGAUUACAAUGCAGCAAGGAUAUCUUAUGCGAGUAUUAAUGAUGACAAUGUCCCUUCACUUAGUUCAUUUUGUUUGGAGUGCUCAGGUAAUCAUUCUAUAGAUCAGUGUCAGAAGUUUCAAGACAAGAAUGUUAGAGAAAGGAAAGAAUUCGUUCUUAGACACAAGUUAUGUAAUGUUUGUCUGAAGGCUAACCAUGUAGCAAAAAACUGUCGAUCGCCGAGGUCAUGUGUAGUUGAAGGAUGCAGUUGGAGACAUCAUACCCUGUUACACGAGAAGCAGGAAGAACAGAGAGAUAGCAAUAGUGAUGUUUACAUUAAUACUCAGUUCUGUACGGAGGGAAGUGUUAAGCGUAUGCAUAGACCAGUAGCAUUUGAAGUGGUGCCUGUAUGGUUAAAAAAUGGUGAGAAGAUUAUUCAGACUUGCGCCUUGCUAGAUAGUGGGUCAGAUGCGUCCCUCAUUGUUGAUGAUCUAGCUAAGGAGUUAAGCCUCGAGGGAAAACCGAAAACGGUGUCUUUAAAAACUAUUGAUAAUGAAUCGUCGUUGAUAUCCAAGGAGGUUGAUGUAGAGUUGCACUCGAUAGAUUUUUCGUCAUCUGUUAAGGUGCAGAAAGUGUUGACAGUCAAAAAACUACCGUCGGUUCACAGGACUGUGCUAACGGCAAAUCAAAUGGCAACCUGGUCUCAUUUAAAAGAUAUAAGUUUUCCGAGAGUAAAAAACGCGAAAGUCAAACUGUUGAUUGGGUGUAAUGUACCGAAUGUACACGAGAUGAAAGAGAUAAAAACCGGAAACACGAAUGAACCGUCUGCCGUGAGGACUCUAUUAGGUUGGACGUUGUUCGGUCCCUACGGGGAACUUCAUGGAAAAAAACGUGUACUUAAUUACCUCUCAGAUAAAGAGGAAUUAGAGGAUAAGUUUGAACAAUUGUACUCAACUGAAUUCAAAGAUCCAUUUAGUUGUACUACGCCGAUGGCUGUAGAAGACCGUAUAGCACUCAGUGCUAUAUCAAAUUCAGUGCAAAGGUUAAGUUGGCACUAUCAAAUAGCUCUGCCUUGGAGGCACGAACACAAGUUACCUAAUAAUAAGAAAUUAGCAGAACGUAGACUUAGCUGUUUAAAAGGUCGACUUAUUCGGGAUACUAAGUUCCUCCAAGACUAUACGAGCACUAUGACUCAGUAUAUAGAACGAGAUUAUGCCGAAAAGGUAAACGAUAACCACGUUGAUGGACGAAUUUGGUAUCUUUCUCAUCACCCUGUCUUUCAUCCCAAGAAGCCUAACAAAUUAAGAAUAGUUUUUGAUUGUGCAUCUCAGUAUGCUGGAACGUCUUUAAACAAGAAUUUUUAUUCUGGACCUGAUUUAGUCAAUAACCUAGUAGACGUAUUUACCAGGUUUCAGCAACGACCGAUAAGUCGUACAGCGGACAUUGAAGCCAUGUUCCAUCAAGUAGUAGUUCCGAUGCAUGAUCGAGAUGCUCUUAGGUAUUUGUGGUGGCCAGGUGGGGACUUAGAAAAAAAGUCAGAGAUCUAUAGAAUGAAAGUCUAUCUGUUCGGAGCAACCUCAUUGCCAUGUAGCGUCACGUUCGCCUUGCAGAAAACAAUUUCUGAUAAUCUAGAUAAAUUUCCCAGAGUUGUUACGCAAUUAGCUAAGGGACAGUUUUAUGUUGACGACUUAUUGAUAAGUAUGGAUGCUAUAGAAGAAGCUAAACUGACGUAUUCACAUCUCAAAGGACUCAUAAGUUUGGGAGGAUAUAAUUUAACUAAAUGGACUAGCAAUAAUAUUGAAGUGCUGGAGUUCGACCCAGAGGAAGACCGUACUGAAGGAAACGUUACCGUCUGCGAGUCUAAUGGGACGAGUAAGCGAACUCUGGGAAUCGAGUGGAACAUCCGAACAGAAGAAUCAUGUUUCAAGGUUCGUGAGUAUCAUGGAAACCUAACCAGAAGAAAUAUUUUGUCAUAUGUAGCAUCUAUUCGUGAUCCAGUAGGGCUUAUAGCCUCAAUAAUACUACCAGCCAAAAUGACCUUGUCGGCAGAAAUUAGACCGGGACGCAAAGUUACACAUAGAUUGUCAAGUGAAGUGGAACAUUUGGCGUAGACACAUAAAGGAGUCGAACUACUUAAGAAUACCAAAAUGUUUGAAAUCACAGUUUGAACCAUCAUCUCAGAUUAAUUGUUUUACCUAUGCUUCUGAGCUUGCGUAUGAUACUGUUACGUAUAUUCGUUAUGGAAGUGUUUCUCGUCAGAUCCAUUGCUCCUUUCUGGUAGCUAAUUUUAGAGUUGCUCCUCUAGAACUAGUCACUAUGCCCAGGAUGGAAUUAACAGUAUGUGUUUUCUGUACAAAAGUCGGGAAGUAUGCAAAAGAAGAGUUAAAUAUUCCCAUUUCAUCGGUCAUCUAUUGGACUAUUCCAAGAGCGCUUUUAUUUCAAAGUGUGCCGAUCGAUGAAGCUUUAAGGAUAUUAAAUAACAGACCACUAGUUAAAAUGACGGAUGAUCCUGGCACCCUAGAGGCUCCUAUACCGGAUAAAUCGUUGUUGAAUUACAGAGGAUUAUCAUCCGACGAUGUUUCUGUGGAUAAGACUUUCUUAUACAAUAAAAGAUGGAAAGAAGCUCGGAGGUUAACCACCGCAUUUUGGUAUAGGUGGAUAAUAAAAUAUCUAGCGACUCUCCAAACAAGAGAUAAAUGGUUAAACAUAUGCAAGAAUUUACAACCGGGCGACCAAGUUCUCGUUAGUAACUUUGAAACGAGCAGACGUCUAUGGUCUAAAGCCAUUGUCGGACAGGUAAGCUAUGGCCCAGUUGGACGAGAUCGUGUAGCAAGGUUGAGAAUGUCAAACGAAGAAAUCUCUCGGGAUGUGCGAAGCCUGUGUCCACUGGAAGAAGUCGGUUAUCUGACGGCGACAUACGACGACGGACGUGGUUCGCGUUUCAGGGGGGAGUGUAAAGUGUGAUCGAUAAGUAAACACACCAAUGAUAGGUGAAACGCUCACCACCGCACUAAAUUCUUUGACCUUGUAUGACUGUCUUUGUUUUAUCCACCAAUCACAAUUUUAUGUUCAUUCUGAAACAAUAUUCCCCCUUUUUGACUUACUUUUCCUAUUCUCCAGUUACUGCUCGGUAUGUCAUUUGUAUUUCUCCCUUUCACUAUGUAAUAGACUGUUUAUUCGCAUACUAAUGUUGUUAAUUUACGU